AUUAUUUUAGAAAAUUUAACUUACAAUAUCGAUAAGGAAUAAAUGAGAUGCUACAAUAUUAAUAAAAGUUGGCCGUGAUAUUUAAUAUUCAAAAAACUCUGAUGGGCACAGGAAAUUAUUCCAUUUCUUCAAUUUCUCAAAAUUGCCGCAUUGUUCCAAAGUAUCGAACAAAAAUGAUACAACUUCCUAGUAAUUCUUUAUUCUAUAGUAGACACGAAUACAAUGGCUUAUAAUGAAGGCGCUCGGUAAUGUCUGUGACCAUACAGUGUUGUAUACAUUUUUAAAAAAAAUCAUUUCAUUAAAUAAGAAAAUACUACUGUUUUCCGACGCGUUUAUUACCUUCUUUAAGAUAUCACGACUGCUAUAAAUAGACCAGUGAUGAGUACUUUUGAAUUUAACAUCAUCUGUAGUAAUUCACAAUCGAACCUUUCAUUGUUUUGUCACGGUCGGCCUUGGAGGCUGAUUUUUAUUUUCAUGGCGGACUCGUUUUUACCGGUUGUAAACAAAUUGGACCAACAUUAUUUGCUUUAAAAGUUCAAGUGUCGUACAAUGCAACGGCUCACAAUACCCUUGUUUGUAUUACGCCACUGUUAUACCAUAUCGACACGAGGGUAUUGAUUGUCGGUCCACAAAUAGCUCCGUCCAUUCCCUUUAGUUUACCCCCAACAACCGUGAUGGUCAGCUACCCUUCUCGUUAAAACGUGUCCCCCCUCAUCAGUACUGAUAAGUAACACGAUGGUAUUAUGAACACGUGUAACGUGCGCUAUUUUUAAUUUACAAUCAAGAAAAUAGAGCCAAUUAAAAUGAUACCGUAAUACUUGGAGAAUCAAGUUCCCAAACCUCCCUUUUUUCUGCUCCGUUGGUUAGAGAGCUAUGAUUCAUAUUCUUACAAUUAAACUGCUGAAAACGAUGUGUUUUUCGUGCUCCCUACUUCAUUGGCCAAAACGCCUUGCGGUCAAUUUGACCCCAGUAAACAACUUCCGGUAAACAAAGUAUAUAUCCAUUCAAAACUUCGCACGCCAUCUCUUAGCACAACCCCUUUGUCCUGCCUUCGUUGCAUAAAUAGCUUAUGUUGAUAAAUAUUACUUUUAUUUUAAUAUUGCAGUGGUCACUACCCAUUCCCAAAAGCAAGGAACUCUAAUGAAAGUGAUUAGAAAACUAGGUCACAUACGUCACAUGCGCAGCGCUUUAUGUAGUUAUUGUGCAAGAAGGUCAUUUCGAGUUCAUCCACUGCAAAUAACCGUAUAAGCGACGGCUAUCGGUUGGUCAGUUUUCAUUUAGCUCUGGUCAGUGGGAGGUUCUUGUGUGUGAAGUCUUUUAUCGGAAUUUACUUGACUGUAGAACAAACCAUCAAUAGGAACAGUUCGUCUUGACAUACUCAGUACAUUGCCGAAAUGGCAGACACGGCCUUGGACUUGUCUUCAAAGCCUGGGGUGGACCUUGAUCGAACCUCUAAAUUCAUCAGUAGGGCUUCCGCUCAUUCUAAUUCGGGAGGAUCAGGAAGAAAUUCCCCAGCCUCUUCAGUCCACUCGGACGGAAACGAAAGUGACAGUUCAACAAAGAACAGUGUAUUCGGACAUGAUACCAGAGGUUGCAAUCCCCCGGUCAGCUCGCUCGGUGAAAAUUCCAACAGUGCCUCCAUCAAAAGUGAGGAGGAUGCUGGUAGUUCAGAUAAACUAAAUUCUCCAAGUGUGUCGAGACCUUUUAAAAUGUACCCCAUGGAUCCUUUUUCAAUAUACAGUAUGGCUACCACUACACCUUCAUCACCUGUCUCCCCCACGGUUACCUCUCCAGCAGCGUUGGGGGUUCCCCCGUCUGUGUACGAGAAUUCCCCGGGAUUCCCGGGAUUCCCGUUAGCUCCGUUGACUUCUCAUUUAUUGCAACGAAAACGUCGGUCCGAAUCUCGACCGGAUGUGUUGGAUCCGAAAAAGACAAAACCCGUCCCAGAGGAAAAGAAAGAUGACGCUUAUUGGGAACGAAGACGGAAAAAUAAUGAAGCUGCGAAGCGUUCCCGGGACGCGCGGCGCCACAAGGAAGAGGAAAUCGCCAUGAGAGCUGCAUUUCUAGAACAAGAGAACCUCAAACUUCGUGCUCAGGUCGCCAUUCUGAAAAAUGAAACUGCAAAGUUGCACUACAUGUUGUAUAACCGAUUAUGAGAUUUGCUUGUUGAACCCGUUAUUAUGUAUUAUUUGUGGCAUUGAAGGUGCAAAAGAUAGAUGAAAGUGCUAGAUUUUUAAUCUGUGAAUCGGAUUAUUUUGUAACAGAUUGCAAUAUAAUGACACUGUUAACAGCGUUAAUCUUGACAGCAAAACCUUCCAUUUACACAUUGAAAAAAAGAAAGAAAAUCUAUGCAUUUGUGCAGAUUAAAUGAUUUAUAUCAGGCAAUACUCCCUGCAAAAAUGUUUGACGUAUCUAAGGUACGCUGAUUUUACAUCUACAAAACGAUAUGAUGCUGAUUUUUAAAGCUUUUAUUUUUCUUCAAACAUUGAUCAAAUGUUGAACUUGUAUUCGCUUAUUCAAUAGUCCUGUCUGAAUGUCGAGGAGUGGUCGUUUUGUGAGGAUGAUUUACUUGGAAAAUGUGCUGAUGUUUAGUGCUAUGAAUAAGGAGUGUGAAAUUGAGAGAGAAAUAUUUAUUGUCAUUUUUAUGUGCUUUUGUCUACACAACUUCGGCUGGGAUAAAAUCUCGGACAAUCUUUACUCUUGUCAAAGUUUACAAUCUAUUUUCUAUCAGAACAUCUUUAAGUAUACUAUAGUCAUUUAUGUAGUGACAUACUCAUUCAGGAAUUGUUAUAAUACAUGUACAUCUGUCACACAAAGAAUGCUUCUGUUUUUAUAUUUUUAUGAAAAUUGUUAAUAUUUUUUUCUAAACCCGGUAAAUCGUCAUUGGUCCGUAAGAUUCUAAUUCAUGCUUCAUGAGAAUUGAAAUUAAUAUCGAUGUAUUUCGACACACCAUGCAGUCCUUUUUGGUGUUACUUAUAUGAUAUGGGGGGAAAAAACAAUUUGUGUAUAUGUUUUGAAAUAUUGCAAUAUAGCAUGGGAAAAACUAGAGAAAUGGCAAAUUAUUUUGAGUUCAAAAUGUUUAUUUGAAGGGGAAAAAAUAAACGAUGUUCGGUAAUGAUCUCAAGUGAAAAUUUGAAAUCCACUUUAUUCAACCAAAGCUUCGUAUACUAAGAUAGGUAUAGUUUUAAUCUACAAACUGCUUAUGUUGGCACAGGUUAAUGAUUGAUAUACUCGGUUUUCAUCUGGUGCAUCCUUUUAAUUUUUUUUUCAUAUGUUCAUUAUCAGUGUUAUUUUAUCUCUACAAAAAUAAAGCUGAAUUCAACAA
Molecule: messenger RNA, 3325 nt
Organism: Ostrea edulis (European flat oyster)
Lineage: Eukaryota; Metazoa; Mollusca; Bivalvia; Ostreida; Ostreidae
Product: hepatic leukemia factor-like
Exons: 2
Coding region: 1395-2156 (253 amino acids)
Biological process (GO): regulation of transcription by RNA polymerase II
Cellular component (GO): nucleus
Molecular function (GO): RNA polymerase II cis-regulatory region sequence-specific DNA binding; DNA-binding transcription factor activity, RNA polymerase II-specific
Source: RefSeq, a predicted model, not a curated record